Vespa velutina is the source of this 3186-nucleotide messenger RNA. Its product is annotated as protein-L-isoaspartate O-methyltransferase domain-containing protein 1-like. The record is from RefSeq and is a predicted model, not a curated record. Gene Ontology annotation, cellular component: cytoplasm. Gene Ontology annotation, biological process: protein modification process. Gene Ontology annotation, molecular function: protein-L-isoaspartate (D-aspartate) O-methyltransferase activity. The transcript has 5 exons. Lineage: Eukaryota; Metazoa; Arthropoda; Insecta; Hymenoptera; Vespidae. The coding region runs from base 452 to 2113 and encodes 553 amino acids.
CUACUUUCUUCGAGUUCUCGUGCCUUUAAGAAGCUUCUCUGUCAAUGUAUAGCAGAUUCUAACGAUCAAUAUUUUCCUUCGAAACCUAUAAUCACACUACGAGUAAAUUCUCUUCGAGUAAAUAAGAAAAAUCGAGCUUGUGAAGAUGAUUUAUGAGUAUCGAUGAAAUUUAUAUUUUCUAUGCGGCGAACUUUUCUCUAAUAACCUCCAAAAUGUGCGUUCGGCAUCAUGAAUAAGAAUGCAUCUAUCGAUUAUGAGGAACACGCUGUAACCCCUAUCGAUAGUUGAGAAUAUCGCAUGCACGUGACUAUAUAUUAUUCCAUUUUAACGAUUUCAAGUAAAAAUAACAUAUAUUAAAAUGUGACACAACGAUCGAGUUACUUUUGAAAAUGUAAAAACGCAGAACAAUCGAGAUAAAAGUCCAAUCGAGAAAACUCAUUGUUUUAUCAAGAUGGGAAGCGCAGUUAGUAGUGGACAAAACAAUGACGAAUUGGUAGAUAAUUUAAUGAAAUCUGGUUACAUAAGAACAAAGAAAGUUGAACAGGUAUUCAGAGCCGUUGAUCGUGCUGAUUACUUCUUAACGUCGCAUCGGGAAAGCGCGUACAAGGACCUUGCUUGGAAACAUGGCAAUAUCCAUUUGUCGGCUCCAUGCGUCUACAGCUUGGUGAUAGAAGGUCUUUCCUUGGAGCCUGGAUUGAGUUUUUUGAAUCUUGGAUCAGGAACUGGAUAUCUUAGUACAAUGGCAGGACUAAUACUGAGUCAAUAUGGGACAAAUCAUGGUAUAGAAUUACACGAGGAUUGUUUAAAAUAUGCGUAUGAGCGUUUAGAAGAAUUUAAACAAAAAUCUUUAGCUUUGGAUGAAUUUGACUUCUGCGAGCCUUCAUUUGUACAAGGAAACUGUUUAAGCACUGUACCUGGCAGACAGUACGAUAGGGUGUAUUGUGGUGCAGCUUGCCCGGAAAGUCAUGAGGCACUUAUCAAACAGUACGUUAGAGUUGGAGGAAUUCUAGUGAUGCCUUUCAAAGAUCAUUUACUCAGAAUUCAAAGAGUAGACGAAAAUACUUGGACGCAUCAUACGAUGCUACCCGUAUCUUUUGCUCCUUUAAUCGUGCCUACGUCCGACGAACAAAAUUUAUUCCAUUUACCGGAAUGCGAUCCAUUAUCUUUACAAGAAUUAUGUCGUGAUAAAAUCAGACAUAGACUGAGGGAAAAUGUCUGGCGACAACAUACGGAAUUGGAAACCAGAAAACCUAUACUGCCGAGACAACAAAGAUCUAGUCUACCUCAACGUACCUUGAAACGUUUUGUAAUACCUAUUUUCGAAGAAUCGGACGAAGCUCUUUUCGACGAAGAUGAGGAAUUUGCAGGAAGAGCUCGUUUAUUGCUCAACGUAGAUACUCAUCCCGGAGAGGCUAUUACAACUACCUUACAGUUGGUAAGAGCUGUCAUACAGCCGCAUCAAGGUGAAAAUAGGCAACAUUGGCAGGAAGCAAAUGACGACGACAGCGAUGGACAAUAUAUUGUUGCUUCCGUUGAUCUGCAUCACGACAAUAGCGAAGAAAGAAAAGAAAACGAUAGCGAGGCGUUACUUACUGAAUCAGAAAGAGCUAAUACCAGUGAAAAUAAUAUCGAUUCGAGCUGCGAUCUAUCGGAAAUGCAAAAUCAAUCCUGUCAGACCAUAGAACACCGCUCGUCUUUAUCAGAAGUAUAUACAAAUAUGAGCGAAAGCGAUAGCGAACCAGAACAAGAGACAUCUUUUACUCAACGUAAGAAAAUAGCGAAGCGCGAAAAAACUGAUAGCGGCAUCAUUGAGGAUGCUAAUCUGACCAACGACGAUGGUAGUUCUAGUUCAAAUACGAGUCAAUCAGAUUCUAAGAAUACCGACGAUUUAAAUUCUAUGGAAGUCGAUUUAUCCGAUAUAACGAUCAAUAAGUCCAUGAAGAAUAUGUACAAGUCUUAUCCCGAUCCUGCGGAAAACAUUCCAAAUGAGAAUGUAAUAUUUGGACAUUAUGUAGAUGGCAAUGCUUUUUCGACGUACAUGAAAGAAAAGAUACAUCAAUUACCAUUGCCCUUUUCAUUAAAAUUGUACAUAAACUAUAAUCGACAUCUGUAAUAUAUACAUAGGAAAGUGAUUAGACUUAAUCGUUACUCUUUAAUUUAAAUAUUCUAAUAAAUACAUAACUUCUUAUAUUACGCAGUACUCCAUCGUUUUUCACAGCUGUUCUCCAGCUACAACAGCUGAACUUCGUAUGUUACUAAAAUAUCUUUGUAAAAUAAUUUUACGAAGUGUUACAAGUGAUAUUUGGCGGCCAAAAUGUUCUUUUAUUUAAAGUACGUAACUUUCCAUUUUUUCAUUUUUCUGUUCUGUUGUCAACAUCGUCGAAAAACAAAAAAGGGAAAUAGUUGUUAGAUAUUAAUCUUGUACGGUGAAUUAUUUUCGAGAUUAAUAUAUAUAUAUAUAUAUAUACAUACAUAUAUAUAUAUAUAUAUACAUACAUAUAUAUAUAUAUAUACAUACAUAUAUAUAUAUAUACAUACAUAUAUAUAUAUGCAUAUAUAUAUCACUGUAGAUUUUCUCAACGAUACUCCAUAACUUUCAUUAUUAAUAUCGUAGAGAAGAUUUCUGCAAGUGAGAAAGCAACGAUCAACGGUGGGAUUGCAUUGUCAUUGAUAUUGUUCUACUGACCGAAUAUGAUUAAAGCGGCAAAAAUGACUGCCUUAUCGUAUGAGCGUGUAUGCGUCUAUUUACAUGUAUGUACAUAUCUCUUUACCAGAUUAUUAAAGCCCGUUUUAUGUGAGAUUCUUUGACAAAAAAGAAAAAUCAAGUUCUAUACAAAUUUUCGAAGGGUUGUGAUAAACAUUGAAUUGAAGAAUGCGUAAGGAUUUUUUUUUAAUCGACGUAGAUUAAACGACCGACACAUCGUACCACACGCUACUUAGGAUAAGAAAUACACAGAAAUAAAUGUACAAAAUGAAAAAUAUAGCGGACGAAUUCAAAUAUACAUAUUUAUCGAACUUCCCGACGAUAAAGUUUAGCCGACAAUGAGUGUUGAAAUCGGAAUAGCAUCUAUUAAUUAAUUUCGUAUGGUAAUGAAAAAUUCAUAAACGAUAAUCAAGAUAAUAAGUUUUUAGUUUAAAGACUAUCAUAGAGUUUCUAAUUAUACAAAUAAAUACUAUUUAGUAAUA